Messenger RNA from Momordica charantia (bitter melon), 1186 nucleotides. NCBI's taxonomy places the organism in Eukaryota, Viridiplantae, Streptophyta, Magnoliopsida, Cucurbitales, Cucurbitaceae. The record is from RefSeq and is a predicted model, not a curated record.
UUCAAGAGCUGCCUCAAACCUUCAUCCCAAACCCAAAAACCUCCAAAAAGAACUCCCUCUUCUCUUCUGCACUGUCCUCUCCCUUCAUAUUUUGUACUGUUUGUUUGUUUUUUUGUUCUAAUGGCUACCUCCAAAGCCUCAGAUAAAGGCUACCCAGUUUAUGAAACUUCUCAAUCUCAAAUGGGUUUUACUUUAAUUCAAAGAAACUCAUCUCCAAUGUCUCAAACUGGAGGAGAGAGAAGAGGGAGAAGAAAGCAGGCUGAGCCAGGAAGGUUCCUUGGAGUGAGAAGAAGGCCUUGGGGCAGAUAUGCUGCUGAAAUUAGAGACCCUACAACCAAAGAAAGGCACUGGCUGGGCACUUUUGACACUGCCCAUGAAGCUGCCCUGGCCUAUGACAGGGCUGCCCUGUCAAUGAAGGGCACCCAAGCAAGAACCAACUUCAUUUACUCUGACACCUCAACUUUCCACUCCCUUCUCACUGCUUUUGAUGUCCAGACUUUGCUCCCCUCUGAUUCUCACUCCAAACAAUUACAACACUCCCACAUUUCCAAUCAAAACAUCACCACCCCAUUUGCUCAAUCUCAGCCCUCCAUUCCCCAAACUUCCUCAAAUGCCUCCCCUGAUCAUGAUGACACCAAUUUCUUCUUCUCAAAUGAUUCAAACUCUGGCUACUUGAGUUGCAUUGUUCCUGAUAACUGCCUGAAACCCCCUUCAGAUUCCACCCAAAAAAUCCAACCCAAGAAGAGCCAUCCCUCCACUGCCUCAAAUGAUCCUCAAAAGUGCUGCUUUUUUAGCCCAAACUCCAUUGAAACACUCCCUUCUGAAGGGCUGGAUGUGUCUGCCAUGGCAUACAGUGCUGGCUAUGGCUCUGUUAUGGCGGAACCAAAUUGCUCAAAUGAUGGAGUUUGGGAUAAACAGCAAGUUUGGGAGAGUAAUGGUGAUGAACUGUCAGCCAUUAUCAACGGCUCCUCUUCUUCUUCCAUGGUGGCAGAAGAUGGAGCUUUGCAUCCAUUUCUGAACACUUCUUAUGCUGGUUUGCUGCCUCAGUCUUCUGCUUGCUCCCCUUCUGUUCCUCCUUUUGGUGAUGCAUUUGAUUUUGGGUAUCCAUUGCUUUGAGCAGCAAUGGUCUAAAAGAAAGUGAUUUUUUAUUUUUCCCUUUCUUUUUCUUCCAUGUACCUUUCAGCUU